This is a messenger RNA of Plodia interpunctella (Indianmeal moth), 5936 nucleotides long. It is a transcript of the gene jar, whose product is annotated as jaguar. The transcript is spliced from 27 exons. Gene Ontology annotation, molecular function: ATP binding; microfilament motor activity; actin filament binding. Lineage: Eukaryota; Metazoa; Arthropoda; Insecta; Lepidoptera; Pyralidae. Gene Ontology annotation, biological process: vesicle transport along actin filament; endocytosis; actin filament organization. The record is from RefSeq and is a predicted model, not a curated record. Gene Ontology annotation, cellular component: actin cytoskeleton; cytoplasm; myosin complex. The coding region runs from base 204 to 3923 and encodes 1239 amino acids.
GCGCGAAAUAUCGGAACUCAUUGACUAAUCUCGUGCUUGUGUGGUGUUUUGUGAAAUAUACAAUGGAUAUUGUUUAUUAAUCGUUCUCAUUUUGUGCUUAGUGACAUACUUUUUGUCUCCGAAGUUACAGAGCGGACGAAACGAGCAAAUCGGAGCAAAUCGCCGACCCCGGAGGUCAGCCAAUUUAGCGGACUAGGUGAACGAUGACAAUGGACAAACAGCUGGUGUGGGUGCGCGACCCUAACGAGGGGUUCGUGCUGGCUCGCCUCCAGGAGCUGAUGGGGGAGGAGGCCGACGUCUUCCCCAUAGACAACAAGUAUCCACGGAGGGUGUGCAGCUUCGAGGACAUAUUCCCUGCUGGAGACCCGGCCAAGGACGUCGAUGACAACUGCGAGCUAAUGUUCCUGAACGAGGCCACACUGCUAAACAAUAUCCUAACGCGAUACGAGAAAAACAAAAUCUACACGUACGUAGCAAACAUCCUAUUAGCCGUCAACCCUUACGAAGACAUCAAGGACCUGUACUCCUCGAACACGAUAAAGAAAUACCAGGGCAAGUCUCUGGGAGAACUGGCGCCACAUGUCUUCGCUAUAGCCGACAAAGCGUUUCGCGACAUGAAAUCAUUCAAGCAGUCCCAGUCUAUAAUAGUAUCAGGCGAGUCCGGUGCGGGCAAGACAGAGUCCACCAAGUACAUACUCAAGUACCUCUGUGAUCUCUGGGCUAAGAGCGCGGGGCCUGUGGAACAGAAGAUUCUGGAUGCAAAUCCGAUCUUAGAAGCGUUCGGUAACGCGAAAACAACACGUAACAACAACAGUUCACGUUUCGGCAAGUUCAUGGAAGUGCACUUCAACAACAAAUACCAGGUCGUUGGCGGUCACAUCUCACACUACCUCCUGGAAAAGUCUAGAAUCUGCACUCAGAGCGCCGAAGAGAGGAACUACCACGUGUUCUACUUGCUGUGCGCCGGCGCGCCGCAGGAGUUGCGCACCGCCUUGAAGAUCACCAAGCCUGACGACUAUUUGUACCUCAAGAACGGUUGCACACAAUUCUUCACAUCCGCCGCGUCGGAGAAGAAAAUCUCCGCCAGCCAGAAGUCCAAACAGCAAACAGCUAAGGGCGGACUCAGGGACCCUAUACUUGAUGAUGUUGAAGAUUUCCAGAGGUUACACCAGGCGCUAUCCCGCGUGGGUCUAACCGACGCCGAGAAAAAAGGAGUAUACUCCGUGGUCGCCGCGGUCCUACACCUCGGGAACAUAGAAUUUGAAGAGGACUCCGGUCCCAGGGGAGGCUGCGGGGUGAAGCCCAGCAGUGAACAGAGUUUGGCCACGGCGGCACAGUUGUUAGGAGUUGAUAGUGGGGAAUUGAGAAUGGCGCUGGUUUCUCGGUUGAUGCAGAGCUCCAGAGGAGGGAUUAAAGGCACUGCCAUCAUGGUCCCACUGAAGACCUACGAGGCCACAAACGCCCGCGACGCGCUGGCGAAGGCGGUGUACAGCAAGUUGUUCGACUUCAUCGUCCACAGGAUCAACGUCAGCAUUCCGUUCCAAGCGUCCGCGUACUACAUCGGCGUGCUGGACAUCGCUGGUUUCGAAUACUUUCAAAUGAACAGUUUCGAGCAGUUCUGCAUCAACUACUGCAACGAGAAGUUGCAGCAGUUCUUCAACGAGCGUAUUCUCAAGAAUGAACAGGAGUUAUACAGAAGGGAAGGGCUUAACGUCCCCGAGAUUCGAUUUGUUGACAACCAGGACUGCAUUGAUUUAAUUGAAAGCAAAAACCAUGGUAUAUUCCAUUUGUUGGAUGAGGAGUCGAAACUUCCGAAGCCAGAAUUCAGUCACUUCACACAUUCCGUGCACAAGCAACUCAACAGCAACAGCAGACUGCAGCUGCCGCGCGCGUCGCGUCUGAAGGCGCACCGCUCGCUGCGCGACCACGAGGGCUUCCUGCUGCGGCACUUCGCCGGCGCCGUCUGCUACAACACGAACCAAUUUAUAGAAAAGAACAAUGACGCCCUCCACGCCUCCCUAGAAUUCCUAGUCCAGGAGUCGAAUUCUUCACUAGUUCAGGAGCUAUUUCAGACAUCUGAUAACAACAACGCUAAAGGGAAACUGAACUUUAUCUCCGUAGGCGCUAAGUUUCAAAGUCAAUUGUCGCUGUUGAUGGACAAGUUGAAGGAGAACGGCACGAACUUCGUGCGCUGCAUCAAGCCGAACUCGCGCAUGUCCCGCCGCAGCCGCGAGGCGGCGCUGGUGCUGGCGCAGCUGCAAUGCAGCGGCACGGCCGCGGUGCUGCAGCUCAUGGAGCACGGCUAUCCCUCGCGCGCGCCCUUCGCAGACCUCCAUCUCGUCUACCACUCCUACAUGCCGCCCAGGCUGCAAGCGCUCGACGCCAAGAUAUUCUGCGAGGCAAUAGUGCACAGUCUUGGCCUAUCGGAGAAAGACUACAAAUUCGGCAUCACUCGGGUAUUCUUCAGACCGGGCAAGUACUCGGAGUUCGACACCAUCAUGCGCUCGGAUCCUGAAAAUCUGAAGGCGAUCGUGGACAAAGUGCUAGCGUGGCUUAUCAAGUCUCGAUGGAGAAGAUCUAUAUUUGCUGUGCUGUCCAUUAUUAAGUUAAAGAACAAAAUACUAUACCGCCGCCAAUGCUUAAUACUCGUUCAGAAGAGCAUUCGCGGUUAUCUAGUCCGCAAACAGCACAGGCCUCGGUACCAGGCCAUAGCCAAGAUAAACGCGUUACAAAACAACCUCAAGGAUAUGGAGUCUGUGACGUCACAACUGAAGAAGGAUAAGGACAGCGCGCAGAAGAAUAUUGAGAAUUUGAGGAAGAGUAUUGCCAGUGCUGUUGCUACUAUCAAGAAAAAUCAGAAGAUAUCACGCAAAGAGAUCGACGAGUUGACAAGCAAGUUGACUAAAGAUGUUGAGACUCAGAUGACCGCUUUGCAGAAAGCUAUGGUUGACCAGAAGAACAGGGAAGAACAAGAAAGGCUAAAACGCAUGGAAGCAGAGAUGCGCGCCGCGGAGGAGGCCAAGAGGAAGGAGUCAGAGAGACUCCAACAGGAGGAAGAACACCGCAGACUGAAAGCAGAAAUGGAGACGCGUCGCAAAGCAGAAGAGGCUGAACGGCUGAGGCUGGAGCAGCAGGAGCGGCAGGCGGCGGCCGCGCUGCAGCUGCAGCUGGCGGAGGCGGCCCGCCACGACCAGGAGAACAGGGACAGACUGGAACAGGAGCGCAGAGACCACGAGAUGGCGGUGAGACUGGCCAAAGAGACCAACGGCCACGUGGAGGGGUCGCCGCCGCAGCUGCGCAGUUUCGCCGGGGACCAGCUCAAUGGAGAGAAUAAAUUGAACAGGUCCGAACGAGUGAGGAUGCAGCAAGCGAUGCAAGGCAAACAGAAAUACGACCUGUCCAAGUGGAAGUAUUCUGAACUGAGGGACACCAUCAAUACUUCGUGCGAUAUUGAACUUUUAGAGGCUUGCCGCCACGAAUUUCACCGUCGCCUGAAGGUUUACCACGCGUGGAAAGCCAAGAACGCUCGCAAGAGCACCAUGGCGGAACAAGAGAGGGCGCCACAGUCCAUCAUGGAGGCCGCGAAAACCCCCCGCCUCCCCCAAAAGGGCGAGAUCCUCGGCGCCCGCCACCGCUACUUCCGCAUCCCGUUCGUGCGCCCCGCCGGCGACGCCGAGCGCCGCGGCUGGUGGUACGCGCACUUCGACGGACAGUAUGUGGCACGACAGAUGGAGUUACAUCCUGACAAGACACCUGUCUUACUGCAGGCUGGGGUGGACGACAUGCAAAUGUGCGAGCUGAGCCUAGAAGAAACGGGUCUAACUCGCAAGCGCGGCGCGGAGAUACUGGAGCACGAGUUCGAGCGCGAGUGGGCGCGCCACGGCGGCCGCGCCUACGUGCCGCCGGAACUGCGCAAGCGCUAACUUGACACAAAUAGCACAUUCCUGACAACUAGCCCAACUAUAUUACGAGUAGACAAUGGCAAGAUAGUGAAGAGUUUUCAGUCAUGUAGUGACGAGAAGACGAUAGUAAGAUACGACAUAGUGCUUAUAAAUGUGCCUUCACAGGUUCCUAGGAAUUAGUGCAAUAUUCUACAACCUCGAGUGUUUUUAAAUAAUUCAAUUUUGUAGCAGAUAUUCUUAAACCUAAUUAAAAUUUAAAUCAAAAUUUAUAACUUUCAUAUUAUUAUCAAAUUAACGAUUAGCGUAUUUAAAAACACUUGUAGCCGUUGUUUCACCAUAGGUAUGUUUCAUUCCAUGCUAUAUAUACAGACACAUAGAAAAUAUAGUAAAACGUAUACGAGGAGAACUAAUUGCCACCUAUAAAAAAGUAUUGCUAUUGGAAAUAAACAUUUUGGACGGAAUUUUUAAAGUACAAUGAAGUGUCUUAAAGUUUUUAGUCUAAGAUAUAUUUAUAAAUGAUAUUGAAAUACCUUAUAAGUAUGUUUACAGUGCAAUUAGAAAAAUAGUAAAUUAGGAAAUAUAGAAAUGUAUUGAAAAGUUUACACGUCAGUUCAGUACUAAAAACAUCGAGGUGUUGACGGCCCUUAAAUUCGAUUAUAUUUUAUUACGAAAUAAAAUACAAUAAGGAAACAUUUUAAUUAUAUACCUAAUUACAUGUAAAAGUCUUCAAAGUAACUAAUUGGGUAUACUGAUGUCCAUGUAUUCAGGUGUUGCUUACCAUCUGGCCCGUAGCUCGUUUGCCUACUAUACGAUAAAAAAAGAUAUUUUCCCUUUUACUAAAGUUGUAGAAAAUAAUGUAGUAAAUUAUAAGUAAUUGUAGUUCUGUUACACCGAAUUUUUUGCAUGCAUUCUGUAAUGUUGCCAUUUUGUACUCGAUAUAAAUAUAAUUUUGCCUCAUUUUUUCAUAACUAUUCAAUGAUAACACCCUUACGAGUACAAUAUAUAUAAAAUAGGGUGCUGGAGUAUAAUAAAAACAAGUACAUUAUAAUACAGUUUUUUUUUUUUCAUGUUGAUAUUUUUGUUUUUAUAUAUAAACAUAGAGUAGUUUUAAUGUACUUUUGGUUGAAAAAAAAAACUGUGAUUAUUUUAAAGAGGUAUUCAGGUAAAAUUAGUUUUAUAUUUAUUAUGUGUAGAGUAUUUAUUUUUAUCAUUCCUGUGUCAUUUUAAGACUGGUAAAUGGCAGUUUUAUUUGUUGGUAUAACUUUUUUCUAUACCGUGGUAUUUUCAUAACAGUAUUUUAUAGCGAACAUUCCUUUCUUCUAAAAUAGCAUAUCAAAUAAAUUCCAUUACCUAAGUGUAUUAUAUUUACAAAAAAGCUAGGUUGCUAUAUUUACAAUUUAACACUACUAAACUGGUGCCUUAAAAUAUUACUAAUUGUUACAGUGCCUAAAAUCUUUGUACACACUUAAAACUAUCAAUUUAUUAAUGAUUUUUUGUAAUAUUUUAGCACUAAGCAAAGACAAAGAAAACUAAAGACAACGCUAGCUAGCGUAACCAAAUGAGAUAGAACAUUCAGUUGUAUGAAAAUGUCAGUCAUUGUCCAAGCCUACCUCAUACAAGAAGCUGGAAAAUACGCGUUGUAAAACCGGGCACAUGAUGAGGGACAGAAGAUAUUAGCACUCUCUCCUUCUCAUGUAAAGUGUAUCUAUAGUACACUUUUAUCUUUCUCCUAUGAGCGAAAGAUAUGACGGAUGACGAUGUCUAUAAUUUUCUCUGUCUACGCUGCUUAAGGCUUUGUGUGUAUGAAGCGAAACAUGAUUUAUUCAUUGAUGUAUGCCAGUAUAAUGAUCAUCUCGUAUAUCGAUAACAGCUGUGAAGUGAUUUAGAUGUAUUUUUGUGAACACUUUUAGAUAAGUUGUGUGAAUUCUUUCAGCUGUAAAUAAUGUAGAUAAGUGCCUUUAUAUUUUAUGCAGUAAUACCCACUUUGACCACUGUAUUUGUCUUUGCUUUACCAAAUAAAAUGAGAAUGAAUUA